Molecule: messenger RNA, 1143 nt
Organism: Brassica rapa (field mustard)
Lineage: Eukaryota; Viridiplantae; Streptophyta; Magnoliopsida; Brassicales; Brassicaceae
Product: calcineurin B-like protein 9
Biological process (GO): calcium-mediated signaling
Molecular function (GO): calcium ion binding; kinase binding
Source: RefSeq, a predicted model, not a curated record
AAACUCUCAUCAUAAUAUAUCUCCCAAUCCGAACAACAACAAAAAAAGCCCAGUAAUAAAGGCACAGUUAAUCUCAGCCGUCGGAUCAUCAUUCGUCUCACAGAUCUUCUUCGUCUUCUCGAAAAGCCCUUCCCCUCUUGGCUCACCUCGCCGGCGAGCCCUUCCCUCGAUUGUAUGACGAUGAGGACUAGUAUUAUCAGCAAUCAAGCUUUACAUUCUCAGAAUUAGCAAUUGUAUCAAUCGUAGUAGUAAGCUUCUUCUUCGUUUUACUUGUCAUCUGUAAAUGGGCUGUUUACAUUCCACGGCUGCGAGAGAAUAUCCUGGACAUGAGAACCCUGUCAAGCUAGCCUCAGAGACAGCUUUUAGUGUGAGUGAAGUUGAGGCAUUGUACGAGUUAUUCAAGAGCAUAAGCAGCUCCGUUGUUGAUGAUGGCUUGAUUAACAAGGAAGAGUUUCAACUUGCUUUGUUCAAGAACAGAAAGAAGGAAAAUUUGUUUGCCAAUAGGAUAUUUGAUUUGUUUGAUGUUAAACGAAAAGGAGUCAUUGAUUUUGGAGACUUUGUGAGAUCACUCAAUGUUUUCCACCCGAAUGCUUCUCUAGAAGAGAAAACAGACUUCACGUUUAGGCUUUACGACAUGGACUGCACGGGCUACAUUGAGCGCCAAGAGGUGAAGCAAAUGUUGAUUGCCCUUCUCUGCGAAUCUGAAAUGAAACUAGCUGAUGAUACCAUAGAAGCGAUACUCGAUCAGACAUUUGAGGAUGCAGAUGUGGAUCGGGAUGGGAAGAUUGGUAAGACAGAAUGGAGCGACUUCGUAAUCAAGAACCCGUCUUUGCUUAAAAUAAUGACUCUUCCAUACCUGAGGGACAUAACGACCACGUUUCCAAGUUUUGUCUUUAACUCGGAGGUUGAUGAGAUUGCGACGUGACCAAACAAGUUGGUCUAUAGAGAGACCAAGUUGUAGGCUGGACCGAGAACAAGACCGAUUGUUACAGUGUUUAUGUAGUACCAUUCUCUUGUACUUUUUCGUUUCUGGUUUUCAAUUUCAGUGUCACUUACAGCAUCUUGAUAUAUUAAGUUGCAGUUCUACGAAAAAAUCAAUACCAAAUCUCAUUUCUGAUUAAAGAUUUGAAAGUAUAUUUGAUC